Molecule: messenger RNA, 4404 nt
Organism: Tuber aestivum (summer truffle)
Lineage: Eukaryota; Fungi; Ascomycota; Pezizomycetes; Pezizales; Tuberaceae
Source: the annotation of a GenBank genome assembly
GGGAAAAGCAUAAAAGUACUCCAAAACCCCGGCGUCUUGCGGAACGUGUUUGUUGCAUCCCUUCCACCCCGGUCAUGCUUCCUUGCUUACUUUUUUCCUUCUUCUUCGCAGCUCCAGCACAACUCACGACACCUGAUUACGAGCUCCCCCAAGACUACAUUGAUUCAACAUGGCGACCACUGCAACAGCUCCUUCCGCAGUGACCAAUGGCGCUUCUCCCAACGCCUCUUCCAACGCUGCCGGUGGAAGGCCACAGUUGAAGAGUAGCAUUACUGGGGGCUCUGGCGGCGGUGGAAAUUCGAACAGACGACCCACUCAAUCACCCAUUGAUGGUGCCCAGAGGUAAGCCUUAUCAUUCUAGAGUGUUCUUCUGUCUGGAUGGGGGGGGGGGCGUGUUGCCACUCCACUGGCCUCUGUGGUUGAGGUCUUUGAGGCGGAGACCGUGGUUCUCUUGCUUGGGGAGAUGUCAACCUUCACAUAUCUUCCCCCAAGUGUUAUGAACUUUGGCUUGCUCUCAUUUGUUCAUUCUAUUCCUACCCGAAUUGUUUCUCUACUAGCUGAACCUGUUAUGAGCUUGUUUUUUAUAUAUCUUCGACCGAUCUUCAUCUCUGCUUCAUCCAGUCCUAAAUUUUUUUUUUUUUUGGAGCGGUCCGUGUUGAAUGAUAACUGAUCUGGGCACGUGCAGGCGAAAUUCUGCUCACAAGCCCUGGCAGGCGAGCAACCAACAGCAGAAGUACAACGGAACUGGAAACCCAGCUUCUGCAUCGCCCACACCUAGCCAGUCCGCGGCAAUGAAGAGCAGGGGCGCCAAUGCAUCUUCCGGCGGGGAGUCAGAUACCCAUGAUAAGCAUAUGCAUGAUAGAACCCUCUAUCUGCUUAUGAAUCUCGUGGUGAGUAUCUUUUCCACGUUAAAUUCUAUUUGGGGUUUGUGGCGGCAUUUACCUAUGGAGCUGUGAACCCUUUUGUGUGGAUGUGUGGCUGCUAUCUAAUGCCCUUGGUCAAUUGAAUUUUAAGAUUUUAGCCUUGCGGCAUCGCUAACCGAGCGCUUGUUACACAGGGAAAACAAGUGACAAUCACUCUGAGGAACGGCGCGCGCUUUGCAGGCAUCUUAACUGGUGCGGACACCAAGAGCCACGACCUUGGUGCUACGAUGAAGUGGGUUCGCCAAGUCCGAACCCCCUUGGGUGACAGCGAUGAGAGAGUGGAGGAGGGUGAAUAUGUCGGCGGGGGUCUCGAGAAAGCCAUGGUUUUCGAACCGAAGGAUUUGGUCGAUAUUUUCGCUGAGAGGAUUGCCCUUGGGGAGGACGAAACUCAGUUGCAAAGUGCCCAUCAGAAUGGUAAAUACAAUCCUGGUGAUUCCCCGCACCAAUGUCAAUAUUGGAGCUGACACGGUUUGGAAAAGGUGCACCUGCAGGGAAUUUCCGGACCGAUGCUGAUAUAUCCGGAAAUCUUGCCUUACGGGAACGGGAGUUGCGCAGAUGGCAACCGGACGAGAAGACUACCGAGCUUUCCCUUGAGGAAUCGGGUCAGGGCUCUGGUCAAAGCUGGAACCAAUUUGAGGUAAACGAGCGUCUAUUUGGCGUUAAAUCCGACUUCAACCCCGACUUGUAUACUACAAAGGUGGACCGAUCACACCCGCUAUAUCAGCAGCGGGAGGCUAUAGCUGAUAAGAUUGCUCGGGAGAUUGAGUCACAAGGCGUCGGCCCAAAUAUGAACCCACACCUCGCUGAGGAGAGAGGUGUUUCUUGGGGCGAUGAUAGUGGAAAGGACGAAGAAGAUAAAUAUGGGGCUGUGCAGAGGACUCCCGCGCCAUCAAUUCUCCCCCAGAUACAACCAUCAAAUAACCGCUAUAAACCGCCAGCGCUUCGGGCGCCUACCGCACUUCCAACGGUUCCCGGUGCUCCGCAUGAUCCCGCUAUAAUCUCGUCUCAGCUGCUUCGUCCCGAAACCCUGCAACAGAACCAACAGCAGUCACCACAGGCUCCUCGGCCUCCGCUUCCACAAAUCACGCUGAAUCAACAGCCGCCUAGCAAGGGCUCUGAAGAUGUUUCGGCAAAACCAAAGGAGAAGACAUCGCUUCCCGAGACAAUAGCGCCCAAGAGGGGGCACCCUGCGCCAUCAUCUGCGGAUCCUCCUGCUAAUAGCUCGGACCCCCCUCUUCCCCAAGAAGUGAAUGAGACUUUUAAGAGAUUCGUCAACUCUGAGAAGGAACGCUAUAAGAAAAAGAAGGCUGAUCUCGUUCAGAAGGACAGGGCAUCGAAACUGGAGGAACUUAGGAAAUUCUCCCAGAGUUUUGUCUUGAAAACAGAGGUUCCACAGGAUCUGGUUCCAAUAUUGGCAAAGGAUAAGUCAAAACAAGCGGAGAUUAUCGAAAAGGCCAAGAAGAGUGUUGCCAAGAUAACUAGCGCCCCACCUACGGCUGCCGUGCAGCCGCCUCAAACAACGAGGGUUCCUCCUCCGAACAGCUUCGCCGCGAAGAAUCCUGAGGAAUUUCAGUUAACACGUCAACAGCUGUUACAAGGGUUUCCGCCGACCCAAUCACGCCCAUCGCGCAGUCAGCAAGCCCAGCAGGCACCUCUCAGCACUCGAUUGUAUCAAAUUGCUGCCGACCGACGCGUCGGCCACCAGGUGUCCGUAAGGUCUCCUGUACCUAUUCCUGAACACCCCCACAGUGUCCCCACGGGCCCUGCUGCUGCUGCGAACAUACCGACAGCUCCAAAGUCCACAUCACCAUCUUCCGCGGCUCAUCUUAGGAAUCUGAGUGCAAAAGCCCCAGAGUUCAAACCUAAUCCUAAUGCUAUAUCUUUCACACCAACCCUGGGUGGCCCAUCCACCAAUGCCACCCCUAGCCCCACCACCUCUGCGCACGCCCACUCCUCCAGAGCUGCGAGCCCUUCGGCAUUCUUCGGCAACAAGAAGGUGAAACCUUCACAGGAGAAGCCACUGAUUGCCGAUCGGUUCAAUCCGUUCAAGCGUAUGAAAGCUGCACCCGCUACCCCAGCGCCCACAGAUGGGCCUAUAAAGAAGAUCAGAGGCAAUUCCAACGACUAUAUUGAGCGUGCAUUCGUUACAACCCCCACGUGGCCGACGACGGAGCAGAAUGCGGACAAGAAGUGGGAACAAAUGUUUGCAAAGCCAGAGUUCAGUAUAGCUGCUUCCAUCCAUUCGCCUCAACCCCCGCACGUUAUGCCUCAACCUCACCAUCAGCAAAUUCCCUCCCAUAUACCCCACAUCAACCCACCUCCUCAUAUCGCCCACCAAUCACAUCCCCACAUGCCCCAACACAUGGGUAUUCCUCCCCCACAAUAUGAACCGGAACAGCAUUUACGGCAGAUUCCUCCUUCAGUAAUGGCAUCUCCAAGCUUACACAAUGCGACGGUGGCUCCGUACCAGCAGUCUCCUGUGGCCCAUCCCUCCCAAAUCGGGCCCGUUUUUCCUUCGCAUCAGCAAGCGCAGUACGCUAUUCCGAGUGGGCCGGGCGGGCCUGCAUACGGUUACUAUGGAGGUGGAGGCUUUAGGGGAACCGCUGGAGCUGGGCCAAUGAUGGUGCAAGGCCCCCAACCUAUGCCAUAUCCGGCAGGACAAUUUUUCCCCCAUCCAUAUCCUUUCUCUCCCCAGCAACCUCCGCCCCCCCCCAGCUCUCAAGGAUAUCCAAGUCCUGGCAGAGGCGCUCCGAUGAUGAUGCACCAAGGAUCUCAGCAAGGGACGCCUGCUGGCCCGCAAAUGAUGCAAUAUACUCUCCAGCCAGCACAAGGAGCCCCGAUGUAUGCAGGGCAAGGACAGCAACAAAGUGAGUUACUCCUCCAUGGCCCAAGUUGGUUGCCCCCGCGUCCUCAAUCUACUGUCUCCCUUCCUCCUGUCCCUUCUACGCCGGUGGCCAAGUUUGCUUUUAGCCGUGCUGCCUCCCCUGUUGCUCCAUCCCCCCGCAUGCGCAAUUUACACUUGUCUCCCCAACCCGCUUCUGCUACUCCACUUCUCGCAUCUCCUUUGGCUACAUAUACCACCCCUUCGGCGAGUGGCUCGGGCUUGUCGUCAUACGCUCUCCAACGGAGUCAGACGGGAAAUGCCCCUAUGGGCGCCGGGGUGGGGCGUGGCCGAAGGCAGGACCAUAGUGGUGGUAGUAGCGCAGCGUAUAUGGCGCCGAUUAUGAUGAUGCCUUCUGGUCCGGUAUACAAUGCAUAUUCUAACGAUGGAUCAGUUGGUAUGAUACGUGGGCAGCCACACUCUCACCACCAGGGUGCUCCCCCGCCAUCCUUUUUCCACGGACCCCAUUUCCCGCCCGGGGGUAGAGGCAAUGGUUAUGGGCAUCCGCAACAACAUCAAGGUGGCCAGCAUGCUCCUCCUCCCCCACCGCCCCAGAGCCAAUCACAGCAAGCACCGCCAGAGGGCGAAGACACGAAAUGA